GGCUAUUUCUGGCAUGAAAAUUGAACCUACAAACGACCGGUAACAUCAAGCAGUGACUGGUCGUUUGGCUGUCUGAGCCACCAUGAAGUAUAUUUUCUUUUUCGUCGCAGUGAACCUAGUGGUCAGCUUCCUUGUGUAUAUCACCAUAGUGUCCAACUUCUGGGCAAGCAGCACUACACUAAGCGCUUUCAACAUUUUUGAGCAGAAGUCAAUUGAUAGCGAACUGUCUGUCAGGAAUUUGACAAUCAGUCAUAACGAGCUGACUGACAACAUGACAGUUCAAGCCUUGAGCACCACCCAUCCCUCCACGUCUGUUGUGACAAUGUUGCCCACGUCUGGCGUCCAUACAGAAGGUGAACCACUGUACGUGGUCGCUUUAGAGGAAACGCUUGUAGGCCGACUCGGCAACCAAAUGUUUAUCUACGCCGCAAUGCUGGGCAUUGCCAGGACACAGAACAGAAUUCCGUUGAUCGUGGAUGGCACCUUGUUGGAAAAGGCCUUUCAGUUAAACCACAUAGGCAGGGUUAACACUACUGGCUGGAAAACGAUGGUCCACUCAAAGCACGGUACAUUUGACCCAACUUUCAUGAACCUGCCUAAAAUCAAUGUCAUUUUAUACGGCUGCUUUCAGUCGUGGAAAUUUUUUGUGCACGUUGAAGACGAGAUUCGACGAGAGUUUACGUUCCAUCCAAACAUCCACGAGAAGACAACACGUUUCUACGGCAGCUUACGUCAGAAUAACACGGACACAGUCUUUGUUGGUGUUCAUGUCAGGAGAUCCGACUUUUUAAGUGCGGUGAAUGUAAACUCAGGGUAUGGUGUACCGCAGAUGUCAUAUUUCAUAAAUGCGAUUAACUACAUUAGGAGAGUAGUGUCGAACAACACAAUGUUUCUGGUCGCCAGUGACGACAUGGAAUGGUGUAAGGGAAAUUUUAACGACUCAGACGUGAAACUGUUAGAGCCGGACUCAGCAGAAAAUCACUUGAGUAUUUUGUCUAGGAGCGAUCACGUGAUAAUCUCUGGAGGAACUUAUGGCUGGUGGGCAGCUUGGCUCACUAAAGGUCUCAAGAUUUAUUUCAACGGUUUUCCUAGUCCAGGCUCAAAGCUAAUUAAAAACUUAAAGAAAGCUGAUUAUUACCCAAAGGGUUGGAUUGCUUUAGAUAAUUAA
Molecule: messenger RNA, 1168 nt
Organism: Physella acuta
Lineage: Eukaryota; Metazoa; Mollusca; Gastropoda; Physidae
Product: galactoside alpha-(1,2)-fucosyltransferase 2-like
Biological process (GO): carbohydrate metabolic process
Cellular component (GO): membrane
Molecular function (GO): galactoside 2-alpha-L-fucosyltransferase activity
Source: RefSeq, a predicted model, not a curated record